UUGAUUUCAUUUUGCCCGAAAACUUUAUUGCCAAGGAUUUCAUUUUAUUUUAUAUAUGGUUUUGCCAGAUUUGAAUAUGACUCUUUGGAAACAGAAUAAACAAAUAAUUUUCUACGUACAUGCAAAAUCUCACAGAUAUGCAAAGAUCUCUCUCGAUAUCAUAAUUUCCCUCUCUUUUUUCCUUUUUCCACUCUUCCUUAUAAAUCCCUAACCUCCACUCCAAAUCCUCCAUCACGUUUGCAAAAUCAUAUAUACACUCAUAUUCUCUCUCCCUAUCUAUUGAGAUCCUUUGUUUCCAGAGAUCGUUGAUAUGGCGGAGGUUAUGCGUUCUGAGACCUUAAACAUAUCCAACAACACUUCUUCCUUAGCAUCGCCAGAGCUUCUUCAUGUUCUCGCCGUUGACGAUAGCAUCGUCGAUCGGAAGUUCAUCGAACGGCUACUCAGAGUCUCUUCGUGUAAAGUUACUGUUGUCGAUAGCGCGACAAGAGCUUUGCAAUACCUUGGAUUAGAUGGAGACAACAACUCAGUUGGAUUUGAGGAUCUCAAGAUUAAUCUGAUAAUGACGGAUUACUCUAUGCCUGGGAUGACUGGAUAUGAACUACUUAAGAAGAUCAAAGAAUCAUCAGCUUUCAGAGAAAUUCCAGUUGUCAUUAUGUCCUCAGAGAACAUCUUGCCUCGUAUUGAUAGAUGUCUCGAAGAAGGUGCUGAAGAUUUCUUACUGAAGCCUGUGAAAUUGGCUGAUGUGAAAAGAUUAAGAGAUUCUUUGCUGAAAGCUGAGGAACGAGUUUUCAAGAACAUUAUGCACAAAAGAGAGCUAGAAGCUAAUGAUAUCUUCUCACAGCUAAAACGCGCAAAGAUCUGAGUUUUUCUUUUCAUAUUCCAUGAUAUGAUCUUACAAAAGCUCCUGUAUAAAAGGCUCAAAACGAUUCACACACACUUACGCAUGUUCUGAUUCUUUCGGCUUACGUUUUUGGAACUUUAACAGCCUUUUUGCUGAUAGAACCAGUGAGGACUGAUGGAGGUUUUUCUCUCAUUAAAUAGAAAUGUAAAUUUUAGACCGAAGGAAAUUGAGAUUCAUUCGAGAUGA
Molecule: messenger RNA, 1087 nt
Organism: Brassica napus (rape)
Lineage: Eukaryota; Viridiplantae; Streptophyta; Magnoliopsida; Brassicales; Brassicaceae
Product: two-component response regulator ARR5
Exons: 5
Coding region: 311-862 (183 amino acids)
Biological process (GO): cytokinin-activated signaling pathway; phosphorelay signal transduction system
Source: RefSeq, a predicted model, not a curated record